AUGGAUACUCCACCAGAAAAGGAUUGGGUCCCGCUGGACAGUGGUCAGGUCCGAAGCGGACUCGGCCUAGUGUCAUCCAGGACUUCUGAAAGGCUUAAUCAAGUCGACCGUAUCCGUGCCAAUGGGGUUGGCGACCAUAUUGCGCUUCCGCAACUGGUGGUCUGUGGCGAUCAAUCAGCAGGCAAAAGCUCUGUCUUACAGGGAAUCAGUGGUAUACCUUUUCCUCGGCAGGAUGGAGUUUGUACUCGGUUUGCCACGGAGAUAAUUCUUCGCCACGAACCCAAAUAUCGUCGGAACACCGCAACUAUUAUCCCUCACAUUUCCCGCCCGGAAGAUGAGAGGGCUAGGUUGAGCGCCUUUCACCGCGAGGUCGCUGACCUCGCGCAAUUGCCAGGCAUUAUCGAUGAAGCAGCAAAGCUCAUGGGUAUUCAAGGAGCCAAUGAGUUAGUUGAUGCGCCGACGUUUACCGCUGAUGUACUUCGAUUGGAAGUCGUUGGGGAUACUGGCCUGCAUCUGACCCUUGUUGACUUACCUGGGUUGAUCUCGGUAUCUGAAAAUGAGGAAGACCUGCAGCUUGUCAACGAUCUCGUGAACUCAUAUUUGGAGAACACCCGGACAAUUAUCCUUGCCGUGGUCCCCGCAAGCAGCGACGUGGAUACCCAGAGCAUCAUUCAAAGAGCUCGGCGUUUUGACAAAGAUGGCCUCCGGACUGUUGGAAUCAUCACCAAACCAGAUCUUAUCAAUAACGGCACCGAGGCCCGGAUUGCAAAAUUAGCCAACAAUGUUGACAAGACGAAACUGAAACUCGGGUUCUUCCUUCUGAGAAACCCUCGCCCCAUUGAUUUGGAGAAGGGCAUAACUAUGGCUGAGCGUCGGAAGAUGGAAGCGGACUUCUUUGCCAAUCAGCCUUGGAACAAGCUUGGACUCGAUCCUUCGCGUGUCGGCAUAGAUAACCUUCGGGUCUUCAUGCAAGACCUCCUUGAUCGACACAUUGAGCGCGAACUGCCGAAGGUUCGAAAGGAUGUGGCUCAACUGCUCAAUGAGAUCAAUACGGAACUCAUGGAUCUCGGGACUCAAAGAACGUCGCCUGCGCAGAUACGUAUCUACCUGAUUCGCAUUGGUACUGACUUCCAAAACCUUGUGAGGGCUGGGGUUGACGGGAUCUAUGGCACACGAGACGGGUUCUUCCAUGAAAUUAACGGCGAAAGAGACUAUCAUCGCCUUCGAGCCGCUAUCCACAUGGAAAAUGGGCAGUUUGCCAACUAUAUGAGACAGCAUGGGCAAAAACGUAAAAUUGUUUCGGCGAAUGAUCAGGAAGAUAUGGAUCCGGACACCGGCCAGAUGUUCGUAAGUAAGGAACAAAUGUCAGCGUGGAUCAGAAAGGUGAGGACAUGCUUACCGCCACAGAUUUAUGAUCGCACCCGUGGCCGAGAACUUCCUGGGAAUUAUAACCAUGCGCUACUUGGUGAAUUAUUCCAUGAGCAGUCAUCUCGCUGGGCCGACAUCGCCCGCGAUCAUGUCACUACCAUUACAGGUCUUGUGUCUCGAUUCAUCCAGGCGGCCUCGGAAUUUGUAAUAAAGGAUCCCAGUGCUCGGGAGAAUAUUUUAAAGCGCAUCAUUGUCGCCAAACUGGAAGAUAAUUCUGAAUGCGCAUUCCGUGAACUGAGCAAGUUGUUGGAUGAUGAGGCCGGAUGUCCUAUCACAUACAACCAUUACUAUACGGAUAACGUGCAAAGGGCGCGUAACAGCCGUUCGAGGCAAGACCUUAGCAUUUCGCUCAAUAAUGCUAUCAACGAAGACUGGAACGGUCGAUUUCAUGUAAGCAACUCAUCUGAUGACAUCAGUCGGCUUGUGGCCUCUUUGCAAAACCAUGGUGUCAUCGUCGAUAUGGAGGAGCGGGCUUGCUACGAAGCUCAAAUUGAUUUGGAUGCAUAUUAUAAGGUUGCUAUGAAGACCUUUGUUGACAAUGUGUGUCGCCAAGUCAUUGAGAGACAUAUCUUAGCAAAGCUCCCAGCUGUUUUCAAUCCAAUGACUGUCACUACCAUUUCGGAUGAAGAUCUUGUCCAAUUGGCUGCUGAAUCACCUAAGUUGAGUAGGCGCCGGGCAGAGGCCAUUCAGCUGCAAGAGGCAUUGGAGGACAGCCUUCGUGAUUUACGUUGA
Molecule: messenger RNA, 2160 nt
Organism: Aspergillus eucalypticola CBS 122712
Lineage: Eukaryota; Fungi; Ascomycota; Eurotiomycetes; Eurotiales; Aspergillaceae
Product: dynamin family protein
Exons: 3
Coding region: 1-2160 (719 amino acids)
Cellular component (GO): microtubule; membrane; cytoplasm
Molecular function (GO): GTP binding; GTPase activity; microtubule binding
Source: RefSeq, a predicted model, not a curated record